Lonchura striata (white-rumped munia) is the source of this 6513-nucleotide messenger RNA. The record is from RefSeq and is a predicted model, not a curated record. Lineage: Eukaryota; Metazoa; Chordata; Aves; Passeriformes; Estrildidae.
AUGGGGGCCCCGCGCGGGGAGCGGCCCCGCUGGCUGGCGACCCUCCUGGCCGCCUGCCUGGCCACCCUCCCGGCCGGCAGCGCCUGUCCCCGGCCCUGCGCCUGCCACGGCUCCGCCGAGCUCCACUGCACCUUCCGCUACUUCAGCGCCGUCCCGCCGCGCAUCCCGCCGGACGUGCAGCGCAUCAACCUGGGCUACAACAGCCUGAGAAAACUCAGCCCCACUGACUUUGCUGGCCUGGAGAAACUGGAGCUGCUGAUGCUGCACAGCAAUGAGAUCAGCACGAUCCCUGAGAAGGUGUUCAGUGAUUUACGUUCACUACAGGUCUUAAAAAUGAGUUACAACAAGGUCAGAGUGCUUCAGCAGGAUGUAUUUUAUGGCCUGAACAGCUUGGUACGGCUGCAUAUGGACCACAAUCAAAUUGAAUUUGUGAAUCCCAAUGUUUUCUAUGGGCUCACUUCCUUGAGGUUGGUCCACCUGGAUGGAAAUUUACUUCAGCAGCUGCAUCCAGACACUUUUGUCACCUUGCGCUACAGUCAAAUAUUCAGAAUAUCCUUCCUGAAGCACAUCUCUCUAUCUGACAAUGUGCUGACUUCACUUCCACAAGAAAUGUUUUCCUACAUGUCAGAGCUUGAGAGCAUUUACCUCCAUGGAAACCCCUGGUCCUGCGACUGCAGCCUGCAGGGGUUUGCAGGGUGGGCACAGGAGAGACCAGAUGUUAUAAAGUGCAGAAAGGAGAGAAGUUCUGGUGUCCAGCAAUGCCCAGUCUGUGCUAGUCCCAAAACUCAUCAUGGGAAAAGUUUAGUGGAUCUCCCUCCUGCAUCUUUCACCUGCACUAAGCCAGUCAUCCAUGACUCCCUGAAAUCCAGAAACCUCACGGUGCCAGAUGAUGGGGAUUUCAGUUUCGUGUCUCCCAAGGACCUGACAGCCCCGCUAGGAUCUGUGGCUUUGAAUAUGACUGACCAAGCAGGAAAUCGAGGCAACAUGGUUUGCAAUGUCCAGAGACCUAAAGAAAUGUCUCCCAUCUCAUUUGACAAAAAUGGCCCCAGCAGAGUGCUGAAAACCUCGUUCUCAGCAUUCCUGGUGUGUGGCAUCGAUGCUGAACAAAUCCAGCAGCUGUGGAGUGUCCUGGCACUGUACAGCAGCUCUCCUUUGAAACUGGAGCGAACUGUGCGGAUGGCUGACGAGCCCUUCAGUAGCUACAAAUAUGAGCAGAUCCUCAGUGAGAAAGACGAACUUUUCACCAGUGUAGAGGCUGAGCUGCGAGCUGAGCCAGCCUGGCUGCUGCAGAGCCAGGUGUCCCUGCAGCUGGACAGGACAGCCAGCACGCUCAGCACGCUGCGCGUCCGCUACGCCGCCGAGGCCCGGCUCGCUGUGCCCAGCGGUGGGGAAGAGCAGGCGAGACACCCCUGGGCCAUCAUUGCCAGGGACAACAGCACCCAAACGGAGCACACGGUGCUGGUCGGGGGCAGCGUGGAGCUGGGGUGCCAGGCGGCAGGCGAGCCGGCUCCCGCCGUGGAGUGGAUAUUGGCGGACGGCAGCAAAGUGCGAGCGCCUCACAUCAGCGAGGACGGGCGGAUCGCAGUCCUCAAAAGCGGGGUGCUGACGCUGCGGACGGCCGACGUCUUUGACUCGGGGCUCUAUCACUGCAUCGGCACCAACCACGAGGACGCCGACGCGCUCCCGUUCCGAAUCACGGUGGUGGAUCCUCAGGUGGAGCACAGCGGGCUCAAUGGGGCCCGGCUGUCGGCCGCUCCUGGCAGCACACUCCAGCUCCCCUGCACAUCCACGGCUGCUCCGGACGCUGCCGUUACCUGGGUGCUCCCCGAGCACACAAUUCUCCGUCACUCUGCUGGGAACAAACAUAUUCUUGCCAACGGCACCUUGAGAAUACAAGGGGUGACAGAGCGAGAUGCGGGCUACUUCCGAUGUGUUGCAGCCAACCGGUACGGGGCUGACCUUUUGGUUUUCCAAGUGCUGAUGAGGCAGGAGGAAACUGCUCCGAAGAAAAAGCAUGGAGCUCCGGGAGAGUGGGAAGAAGGCUCUGGCGAUGAACUGCCGGGCUCUGCUGCGGCGCAGAGACACCCCUCAGGCACUGCGGCCACCCUGAGAGCUCACGGGGGAUCUGCUGCCUCAGCAGCCAGCGGCCGGGGCGCACAGAGCGCACGUCAGGGGAACAGCCACGGCAAAACGCCUCACCGGCCCCACGCAGACAGAGCAGGCAGGCGGUUCAGGGCACACAGGAGACAGUUUGUUUCCUCAGGCAGGAGAGCUGAUCCACAGCGCUGGGCGGCCUUGCUGGAGAAAACAAAGAGGAACUCAACAGUGACAGACAAACGAGGAGAAGCUGCAACAGAAGCUCCCAUUCAAGUCCAUAAGCUCUCAGAGGUACCCGAGGAGGAGGAGGAGACAUCUGGUGAUCUCGUAUCUCCAGAAGAAGAAUUCAUGAUACCAGCAGCCGGAAGAUCCCCAGCACCUGCUCGGGGGAGAGGGACAGAACUCACGAUCACUGCAGGGCCCGGGGAGACUGCGAAUCCCCCUCCUGCCUGGGACUCCUCUCUCCUGCCCACAGAGCCAUUAACUCCCCUACCCUCACCUCUUCCACACUCUGUGGCACCUGCCAGCAAAAGGCUGCAAAUGCUUCCAAAACCUACAGACCCAUGGGAAAGAUCUGCUUUGAGUCAAAUAUCAGCAAAUGGUGUAAAACAGCCAGCUGUACCAAGUGGAGCAGCCACACUCUUCCCUGCUGGGCAAAAGUCAGUAUAUUCUGGGGAAAGUAAUAACCAGCAUCUAAAAUCUGCAUCCACAACACCCACGACAGAAGCUACAGGCAAGGCUGUAACUCCCCAAAGCACAGCAGACAAGUUACAUAUUUUUACUGACUCUAUUGAUAAUGUCUCCACCAAAACAGAUCACCGGGUCCCUGUGGCAACAGUCAAUGCACCAAGCUCUGAAUUUGGCCCUAUUUAUUUUCAUAGUACUCAGAAAGGAGGAGCCCCUAAUCUGCCACUGGCCUCGACUCUUGCUACUCAUCAGCAAAUCCAGGUUAUCCAGGAGGUUCCAACUCAUCCACCCCAGCUGCAGCAGCACUAUGGGAGACAAAGGAAAAUUUCUGGUCGGAGACGAAUUGUUAGACCAGGACGUGUCCCAAGUAUGAGAAAGCACCAAUACAAUUUUGGGAGGCCGGGGUCUGCCAGAGGAAGUACAGCUGUGGCUACAGGUGUUCAAGUGAAUAUGAGCUAUGUACCAACCUUCAACAACUUGAGCAGUUCCAUCAAUCCAUUUAGCCCAGAAACACCCCAGUCUUCCCCCUCCACCAUGAAUAUGCCAUUGGAGCACCCCAUGGGUACCCAUCAAAACACAGCAUUCCUCAAGGAAGAGGAAAAGAAACAUAGUGCAAGGCAAAAAGCUGCUACCACAGCCACGUCUGUCACUGCAGAGGACGCUGCCACUACUGCAACCAGUGGAGUGGGUGUGAUGGGUUUGAAGCCAACAGUUACACUUGUUACUACUCCUCGAACCAACACCAGCAUCACCAAAAGUUCUGCAAGCAGAAACCAUUUUUCAAAGCCCACUAUAGUGGGAGGGAAUGUAGCUACUUUGACUCUGCUGGAGAAUUCUGGUGCUUUUAUUCCUUGUGAAGCCACUGGGAACCCCCCUCCUACAAUACAGUGGACCAAGAUACCAUCAGGUGAGCUUGAUAAACCUCUCUAGAGGCGCGGUGCGGGCGCCGGCCGCUGGGCCGUGCUGCCCAACGGGACGCUGGCCAUCGCCCGGGCGGGCCCGCAGGACGGCGGGCAGUACCUGUGCACGGCGGCCAACGCGCGGGGCGAGGCGCGGCUGCUGCUGACUCUGGCCGUGCGGGCGCGGCCGCCCCGCAUCGCCGGCGCCCGCGGCCGCCUGCUGACCGCGCACUCCGGGGCCGCCGUGGCGCUGCCCUGCCGGGCCCAGGGCAGCCCCCCGCCCCGCGUCUCCUGGCUGCUGCCCAACGGCACCGAGCUGCGGGACUCGUCCGCGGGCGGCGGCAGAGCGCUCGUGCGGCCCGACGGCACGCUGCUCGUCCGGGCGCUCACCGUGUACGACCGGGGCCUCUACACGUGCCGGGCCAGCAGCCCGGCGGGCAGCGACGCGCUGGCCGUGAGGCUGCAGGUGGUGGCGGCGCCGCCCAGCAUCCUGGAGGAGAGCCGGCAGAGCGUGGCGGCCGCGGCGGGGCAGAGCCUGAGCCUGCCCUGCACGGCGCGGGGGCAGCCGCAGCCCGGCGUGCACUGGGUGCUCCCCGGCGGCGCGCCGCUGCAGCCGCUGCAGCCGCUGCACGGCCGGCUGCGCCUGCUGCCCAACGGCACGCUGCACCUGGGCAGCGCCGCCCCCGCCGACAGCGGCACCUACGAGUGCAUCGCCACCAGCUCCACGGGCUCGGACAGGAGGGUGGUCAGCCUCGUGGUGCAGCGCAGGGAGACGCCUCCGAAAAUAGCCAUCGCCUCUCGGGAGCUGACUCGGCUGGACUUUGGCGAGAGGCUGCUUCUGAACUGUACAGCAGGUGGGGAGCCCGCUCCCAGGAUAAUCUGGAGGUUGCCCUCCAAGGCUGUUGUGGACCAGUGGCACAGAAUGGGAAGUCGGAUCCAUGUCUACCCCAAUGGAUCCUUGGCUGUUGAAGCAGUUACAGAAAAGGAUGCAGGUGAUUAUCUGUGCGUCGCAAGAAACAGAAUUGGGGAGGAUCUGAUACUGAUGAAAGUCAGCAUCACAAUGAAACCAGCCAAGAUUGACCACAAGCAGCAGUUCAAGAAACUGGUGCCCUACGGGAAGGAUUUCAGAGUGGACUGCAAGGCCUCAGGGUCGCCCACACCAGAAAUAUCCUGGGGCCUGCCGGACGGGACGGUGGUGAACAACGCGAUGCUGGCGGAUGACAGCGGGCACAGGGCUCGCAGGUACGUCCUCUUUGGCAAUGGGACUCUGUACCUCAACAAAGCUGGAGUGGCAGAAGAAGGAGACUACACGUGCUAUGCCCAAAACAUGCUGGGGAGGGAUGAGAUGAAGAUCCACAUCACGGUCAUUGUGGCAGCCCCUCAAAUAAAGCACAAUUACAAGACACACAUUACAGUGGCAGCUGGAGACGCAGCCCUGCUGGACUGUGAGGCUUCUGGAGAACCCAGGGCACAGAUAUUCUGGCUGCUGCCCUCCAGUGAGAUGAUCUCCUCGUCCACAGACAGGCACUCCCUGCAUGCCAACGGCUCGCUCUCCAUCAGCCAGGCCAGCCUGCUGGACUCUGGGGAGUACCUGUGUGUGGCCCAGAACCCUGGCGGGGACGACACCAAGCUGUAUAAGCUGGAUGUGGCUGCUAAACCCCCCAUCAUAAAUGGGUUAUACCGGAACAAAACGAUCAUGAAGGUGACGGCAGUGAGGCACUCCAAGAAGCACAUCGACUGCCGGGCAGAAGGGACACCUCCUCCUCAGAUUAUGUGGAUCAUGCCUGAUAACAUCUUCCUAACAGCCCCGUAUUACGGGAGCAGGAUUGUGGUGCACAAAAAUGGGACACUUGAGAUUCGGAACAUCAGGCCCUCAGACACGGCAGAUUUUAUCUGUGUAGCACGUAACGAUGCAGGAGAGACUGUGCUGGUGGUGCAGCUGGAAGUCACAGAAAUGCUACGGAGACCAAUGUUCAAAAACCCUUUCAAUGAAAAAAUAAUAGCAAAACCUGGAAAAACUACCACGCUGAACUGUUCUGUGGAUGGAAACCCUCCCCCGGACAUAAGCUGGAUGCUGCCCAAUGGCACGUGGUUUUCCAGCAGCAUCAGCACAUCCCAGUUUUUCACAGGAGGCGACGGGACCCUGACCAUCUACAGUCCCGAGAGACAGCACGCCGGGCGCUACCGCUGCGCUGCCCGCAACCAGGUGGGCUACAUAGAAAAGCUGAUGGUCCUGGAGGUUGCCCAGAAGCCCAAUAUCCUCAGCCGCCCUGCAGGGCUGGUGACGGGAGUCAGCGGGGAGCCCCUGUCGCUUCACUGCCUGGCCGAGGGCAGCCCCAAGCCCAGGCUGGCGUGGGCGCUGCCCGGGGGCCGCGUGCUGGACCGGCCGCAGGUCAGCGGGAGGCACCUGCUGCUGGAGAACGGCACCUUGGUCAUCCGGGCAGCCUCGGCCCACGACGCCGGGAAUUACGUGUGCAGGGCCCACAACGAUGCUGGAGACGCCUCCCUCAGCGUUGCUGUCACGGUCGCAGCCUAUGCCCCACGGAUCGUGGGCAGGCCCCCCCCAGCCAUCCGCACCGUGCCAGGGGCAGCAGUGCAGCUCCACUGCGUCGUGCUGGGCAUCCCCAAACCAGAAAUCACCUGGGAGCUGCCUGACCGCUCCGUGCUCUCGACAGCUCAGCAGGGCCGGGGCUCUGGGGGCGAGCUGCUCCACCCCACGGGGACUCUGCUCCUCCAGAACCCCCGACCCUCCAGCUCUGGCACGUACAAGUGUACAGCGAGGAACCCCCUUGGCACCGACUCCGCAGCCACCUACGUGCGCGUCAUCUGA